Molecule: messenger RNA, 1020 nt
Organism: Coregonus sp. 'balchen'
Lineage: Eukaryota; Metazoa; Chordata; Actinopteri; Salmoniformes; Salmonidae
Source: the annotation of a GenBank genome assembly
AUGGCCCAGCUGCUUGUACCGCCAGGACCAGACAGCUUCCGCCCGUUUUGUCGUGAGUCCCUCGAUGCCAUCGAGAGACGGAUCGCUGACGAGAACGCCAAGAAGCCCAAGGCAAAGCGCAACGACGAUGACGACGACGGGCCCAAGCCCAGCAGUGACCUGGAGGCGGGCAAAUCAUUGCCACUCAUAUACGGGGACAUUCCCAAAGGAUUGGUGUCCACACCACUGGAAGACCUGGACACCUUCUACAGCAAACCAGAAAGUGAGUUGGAUUGGUCAUCCCAAAGAGCUGGGCUUUGAAACCAAGCAGAGAUGUUUGGAUGAGUUGUGAAAGGUUAAGGCAGUCUUGUAAAGCAAAGGCUUGCAUUAAUGUAUAACACAUAGUUGUCUGUUGCGUUGCAUAAUAGAUACAGUAUUGUGUUUGGAUACAGUAGCCCUCAAUUCUGGAUCCAUGUCCUAUUUUGAGCAGAGAGUUUAUGUUUAUGCAUACUAGUAGUGUCUAUCCAGUCAUGUGUAUGCUGUGCAGUGAGAGAUCUCUAUGUGUCAGGCACUGUGAUUACCCAGAGUUUGCAGUAGCACCGGCUUUCUCUGUUGUCAGAUCCAAGUUCAGUUGUUAUUGUGUAGGACAAGUGAUGAAGCACGCUGUCAUCCAUCCAGAGCCUUUGUAUCCAAGGUGACAGAAAAGCUAUGAUUGAUAGGGCUCCCCGUCUGACCAUUUUAGGGGAGACAUAUCACGACACCACAGAGUAUCACUGAGCUCUACAAUGUGUGCUAUAGCAACAACAGAAGUUGGUGUUGUGUUGUUGUCCUUUGUUUAAUGAAUCAUUUCCAUCACUCCUAAGUGACCAGGAAUAUGUGUUGACAGUCUUCUCCUCUCUCUCUCUCUCUCUCUCUCUCUCUCUCUCACAGACCUUUAUAGUAUUGAACCGAGGGAAGGCCAUCUUCCGCUUCAAUGCCACUCCUGCCUUGUAUGUCUUAAGCCCCUUCAACCCUCUUAGAAGAAUAUCAAUUAAGGUUUUG